AUGCGCAAGAUUUAUCAAGACUCAAAUAUCACCGCAUUCAUUUCCUCUCGGGGCAACGAAUACUUCUGCGAGAUCGACGAAGAUUACCUUACGGAUCGGUUCAACUUGACGGGACUGAACACGGAAGUACAAUACUACCAAUAUGCACUGGACCUCAUCACGGAUGUCUUUGACUUGGACUGCGACGACGAAAUGAGGGAGACCAUAGAGAAGUCUGCAAGGCAUCUAUACGGUCUUGUACACGCCCGCUUCAUUGUUACGACGAGAGGUCUCGCCAAGAUGCUCGAAAAGUAUAAGAAAGCCGACUUUGGCAAAUGCCCCCGCGUCAUGUGUCACUCGCACCCCCUCCUCCCCAUGGGUCUUGCCGACAUCCCUAACAUGAAGCCCGUUAAGCUCUACUGCGCGCGCUGCGAGGAUAUUUACAACCCAAAGUCGUCGCGCCACGCUGCCAUCGAUGGCGCCUACUUCGGCACCUCAUUCCACAACAUCAUCUUCCAGGCUUACCCAGCCCUCAUCCCUACGAAGAGUGCCGAGCGUUACAUCCCGCGCGUUUACGGCUUCAAAGUUCACGCCCCAGCCGCCCUGAUCAGGUGGCAGCACCACAAAAAAGAUACGAUGCGUCGUCGCCUACGCAAGAUGGAGGUCGACAGCGGGUUCCGCGAUGAGGACGUGCUUGAGGAGGAGGACGACGUCGAGUUCGAGGGCAUAGACACAGCCCGCCCGACGGGCGCCCAUGAAGGCAUCGCCAUGGCUUGA
Molecule: messenger RNA, 756 nt
Organism: Colletotrichum graminicola M1.001
Lineage: Eukaryota; Fungi; Ascomycota; Sordariomycetes; Glomerellales; Glomerellaceae
Product: casein kinase II regulatory subunit
Exons: 3
Coding region: 1-756 (251 amino acids)
Cellular component (GO): cytoplasm; protein kinase CK2 complex
Molecular function (GO): protein kinase regulator activity
Source: RefSeq, a predicted model, not a curated record